Aspergillus novofumigatus IBT 16806 is the source of this 1666-nucleotide messenger RNA. RefSeq names its product alkene reductase. Lineage: Eukaryota; Fungi; Ascomycota; Eurotiomycetes; Eurotiales; Aspergillaceae. The record is from RefSeq and is a predicted model, not a curated record. The transcript has 3 exons. Gene Ontology annotation, molecular function: FMN binding; oxidoreductase activity. Bases 375 to 1604 code for a protein of 409 amino acids.
CUCCAACACUAUGGUUGGACAAUUCGCUAACUCCUGUCAUCCUGUCAAAUGGCGUUGUUUCCAGCCUAAGACUUAUCUAGAAAAUGAUUAGUUCAUCUAAAUGGUCUGCGUUUCAGGGGAACCACGAACCGAGGAGGGGCAGUCACUCCAUGCUGCUGCCCAGUUAUGGCCGCUGUGUCCUUGUUUCAUCUCCACCAUAAAUUCUAUUAUCAAUCCUGCACCCAAUUCUUCAAACUUCCCUUUCUGGUCAGUCCAUGGUUUGCCUUCCAUGGUAAAGCUACACAUUAUCUAGCUGUCGACCCACCGCCGCAGAGUCACUGUUUAUCAUCCGUAGUUACGGUUUAGGUUGCCCGACCAGAGACAGCACCGCCAAAAUGACGAUCCGCAAGCUCGACGGCGAAGACUCGAUGCUCUUCCAGCCCCUGGAGAUCGCAAACGGCAGGAUUCGCCUCUCGCAUCGGGUGGUCCAUGCUCCCAUGACGCGCAACCGGGGCGUUCCGCUCAAUCCCACCAGCACCCCGGAGCAGCCCAAUCGUAUCUGGUAUCCGGGCGAUCUCAUGGUCCAGUACUAUCGCCAGCGCGCCACCCCGGGCGGAUUGAUCAUUUCUGAGGGUGUUCCGCCGUCGUUGGAGAGCAAUGGCAUGCCCGGUGUCCCCGGUCUGUGGACCCCCGAACAGGCCGCCGGCUGGAAGAGAGUCGUCGACGCCGUGCAUGAACAAGGCGGCUACAUCUACUGCCAGCUGUGGCACGCUGGUCGCGCCACCAUCCCGCAGAUGACGGGCUCACCUGCUGUUUCCGCCUCCGCCACGGUCUGGGACUCACCGACUGAAUGCUACUCUCACCCUCCUGUGGGAUCAACCGAGCCGGUGCGGUACGCGGACCAUCCGCCCAUCGAGCUCACCAUCCCGCAUCUGAAGCAGACCAUCCGCGAUUACUGCAAUGCGGCUAAGACAGCCAUGGAGAUCGGCUUCGAUGGUGUCGAGCUGCACGCGGGCAACGGGUAUCUGCCCGAGCAGUUCCUGAGCUCCAACGUCAACAAGCGCACGGAUGAGUACGGUGGCUCGCCGGAGAAGCGCUGCCGGUUUGUUCUCGAGCUCAUGGAUGAGUUGGCGGCAACGGUGGGCGAGGACAAUCUGGCUAUCCGUCUCUCGCCAUUCGGACUGUUCAACCAGGCGCGCGGCGAGCAGCGUGUGGAGACCUGGACAUUCCUGUGCGAAUCGCUGAAAAAGGCGCAUCCGAAUCUGUCGUAUGUCAGUUUUAUUGAACCACGCUAUGAGCAAAUCUUCAGCUACGAAGAAAAGGACAAUUUCCUCCGUAGCUGGGGACUUUUGGAUGUCGACCUGAGCAGCUUCCGCGAGAUCUUUGGAACUACUCCCUUCUUCUCGGCCGGAGGUUGGGACCCGAGCAACUCCUGGGGCGUGCUGGAGGAUGGCCGGUACGACGCGCUUCUGUACGGACGCUACUUCACUAGUAACCCGGAUCUGGUCGAGCGGUUGAGGAAGGGCAUCCCUUUUACGCCGUACGAUCGUUCGCGGUUCUACGGUCCGUUUGAGGAUAAUGCCAAAUGUUACGUGGAUUAUCCCCCCGCUACUGCUUCUUCUUAACAUGUUCAUAGAUGUAUAUAGCGAUUGAUCUAAGACUUUAUUGCUGACGAACUAUUAUGCUG